AUUCAAGAGAAUUGUCAGCAGAAAUCGAAUCAGAUUCUGGAGAACUGUCAGCAGAAAUCAAAUCAGAUAUUGAGAGUAUUCAACUAUUAAUUGAUAAACUAGACUUUAAAGAACCAAUGAUGGCAGAAGAAUAUAUUAAUGUUGAUGAUAAUGUAAUGACUGGAGGAGGUCUAACAGAUGAAGAAAUUGUGGAAAUGGUAUGCCCUUCUAAUAAAGAAUUCAAAGAAGUUAAUAACGAAAUAACAGUUCGACCUAUUGUAUUGGUUAAAGAAGUGUUAGGGGAUGUUAGUAAUGCAAUAGAAUUUUUGAUAAAUCCUCUUGAGGAUUUUACUUCUGAUGUUAAAAUGAUAUUAGAAUUGCGUAAAGUACAAAGUCAAUUGUGGACUUAUUAUAUGUCAAAGAAGAAACAAUCAACAAUAGAUA
Messenger RNA from Acaulospora morrowiae, 423 nucleotides. The record is from the annotation of a GenBank genome assembly. Lineage: Eukaryota; Fungi; Glomeromycota; Glomeromycetes; Diversisporales; Acaulosporaceae.